Messenger RNA from Oxyura jamaicensis (ruddy duck), 551 nucleotides. RefSeq names its product glycine N-acyltransferase-like protein 3. The record is from RefSeq and is a predicted model, not a curated record. Bases 88 to 522 code for a protein of 144 amino acids. Gene Ontology annotation, cellular component: mitochondrion. Gene Ontology annotation, molecular function: glycine N-acyltransferase activity. NCBI's taxonomy places the organism in Eukaryota, Metazoa, Chordata, Aves, Anseriformes, Anatidae. The transcript has 4 exons.
GGCGGUGCUCCCCCCGUGCCCUCCCGAUGCCCCCCCGGUGCCGCGGGGACUGAGCGGCGGCGGCGCAGCCUGCCCCGGUGCGGAGCCAUGCGGAUCCUGACGUGCCCCGGGCAGCUGCAGCGCCUGGAGGAUGCCCUGCGGAGGAGCCUGCCCGCCUCCCUGCCGGUGCUGGGGGCCGUGAUGACGGUGGCACGGGGGAACCCGGCCGCCCACCAGGUGCUGGUGGACUCGUGGCCCGAUUUCGCCGUCGUCCUCACCCGCCUGCGCCCCGAGGAGCAGGCGGACCCCGGGGACUUCUACGCCAACCAGCUGGCCGUGUUCUACCGCGAGGAGGGCGCCUGGCGGGCGCUGCUGGGGAGCUCCGAGGCCGUGGACUGGAGCCGAGCCUUCCAGAUGCAGGGGAUGCAGGACGGGGUGCACGAGGCCGUGUGCCAGGCGGCCGCGGCCAAGGGGCUGCGGAUGAAGACCUUCCAGUACCGAGCGAUGCUGAGCCCUGAGCCGCCCCGGCCCCGUGCGCAGUGAGUGGGGAGGGGAGGGCACAAAGGUCCCCG